This is a messenger RNA of Syzygium oleosum, 2191 nucleotides long. RefSeq lists its product as uncharacterized. The record is from RefSeq and is a predicted model, not a curated record. NCBI's taxonomy places the organism in Eukaryota, Viridiplantae, Streptophyta, Magnoliopsida, Myrtales, Myrtaceae. Bases 361 to 1887 code for a protein of 508 amino acids. The transcript is spliced from 6 exons.
CCUUCCUUAACGGAGAGUUCUUCUUCAACCAAAACAAGAUUAGAUAAAAUAAAACAGAUUGCUUUUGACUUGAAAUGAGAUCACACGGAUUACAAACACCCAAUCUUACGUUCUUGCUCUUUUGCUGAAAAACGAAAAUUAAGCCGGAUAAUACUAGGACUGAACUUCAUCUGAGCUUGUUCAUGUAAUCACAAACCAAGGAGUGCACUCUAAGCAAGCAAAAAAUAGUUAGAUGUGACUUUGCAGUAGUUUCAUCACUCAAUCUCCCUCAAGAACACCCAUUGAAAACAAAAGAAAGAAUACGAAGAAGUUGUAAUCUCUGUUAGUCUCGAUCCCAAGCCUGAGUGCCUCACAAGAUCAAUGGAAGAUGAAGAAGAAAGGCUCCGUCCGAAGACUGGACUGGGUUCGAAUAUGGGUCGGUCGCGAAGUUCGUCGAGUAGUAGCCGUCCGCUGAAGUCGUGGACUCCGGCAGCUGUUUUCGCUUCCUUUGUCGUGAUCAUCCUUUGUGGGAGCGUCGUCUCUUGGCUGGACAUUUUUAUAUUUCCAGGAGGUUCAUUAGGGCAAAUGAUUACUGCUAAGAGAGACCACCAAAAGCCGCCUCAGAAGAUGGAAUUCCCUCUCAACUGCACCAAUUCAUCAACCAUGCCCCAGACAUGCCCGGCAAACUACCCGACGAAAUACAAGCCUGAGGAAUUGUAUGCCGUGGCGUGCCCGGAGUACUUCCGGUGGAUCCACGAGGAUCUAUGGCCAUGGAAGAGCACGGGGAUCACAAGAGAGUUGAUGGAGAGAACCAAACACAUUGCCCACUUCAGGCUUGUGAUUGUGAAUGGCAAGGCUUAUAUAGAGCACUACAGGAGGCCCUUUCAGACACGAGAUGUGGGCACAAUUUGGGGGAUUUUGCAGCUCCUGAGGUUGUAUCCCGGAAAAGUGCCAGAUUUGGAGCUCAUGUUCUAUUGCAAUGACAGGCCGGUGAUCAUGAAGAGUGACUACCAAGGGCCCAAUGCUGUGUCACCCCCGCCGCUUUUCCACUACUGUGGGAAUGACACAUCGUUGGACAUAUUAUUUCCUGACUGGUCAUUCUGGGGAUGGCACGAGGUCAAUAUUAGGACAUGGGCAAAUACAUACCAAGCCAUCAAAGAGAGAGCAAACGAUAUUGCAUGGAAAGAUCGAAUCCCUUAUGCAUACUGGAAAGGCAACCCGGACGUAUCGCCUAAUAGGCAAGACCUAAUGACGUGCAAUGCGACUGACGAACAUGACUGGAAUGCUCGUCUAUAUGCCCAGAAUUGGGCUGCUGAAUCUAGGCAAGGAUUCAAAGCAUCGAAAUUGGAAGAUCAAUGCAUCCACAGGUACAAGAUCUUUGUUGAAGGCAAGGCAUGGUCCGUGAGCGACAAGUACAUUCUGGCAUGUGAUUCGAUGACUUUGAUGAUGGAGCCGGUUUAUCACGAUUUCUUCCUAAGAGGGAUGAUCCCAAUGGAGCAUUACUGGCCCAUUAGGCUCAACAACAAGUGCAGAGACAUCAAGUUUGCAGUAGAAUGGGGCAACAAGCACAUCAAAGAGGCACAAGCCAUUGGAGAAAGUGGGAGUACAUUCAUGGGGGAGAAUCUGAAGAUGAAGUACGUCUACGACUACAUGCUUCACCUCCUUGUUGAGUACGCAAAGCUUCUCAAGUUCAAGCCGGAGGUGCCAACGGGAGCGCCCGAGUACUGCGCCGAGACAAUGGCAUGCCCGAUUAGCGGUCUGUUUAGGAUAAACAUGGAGGACUCCCUGGUGAAGUCCCCUAGUGAUUCACUGCCUUGCACACUGCCACCUCCUUAUGACCCAAGGGAGCUUCAAGGCUUCAUGGAGAGAAAAAGGAACAUCACUAGGCUAAUUAUUAAGAAACAAUGAAAUGCCGAUUUCGCUCGAGCAUUUUUCUUCUUCUUCCUGUGCUCUUAGCAGAAUGUGGCUGCAUCACCGAGUGGAAGAGAGCAAUUUACUAACUUUAAGAAGAAAAAUUAGUUAGAGGGCCAUAUUGGAAAUACUUGUUACGUACCAUUGUGUCACAAGUUGAAGGAACAAGUAAGUACGGGUGACUGAUGAACUUCAUCGGUGAAGUCAAAAAAGAAGAAGAGAGAUUUGCAUCUCCACGUCUCCCUUGGUAGUAAGACUCUACAUUGAAAGUCUCAAAUCUGUCAAAUGUUACUUCAUGUGG